CCAGCCCCAGAACUCCAGGCCGCCAUUUCCGCGUUUCAAGCCCGACGGAGCGCGUCCGGAGCCCACAGGCCUGCCCCGGAGCGCGUAAACCCACACGCACGCGCCGCCCACGUCCAGCUUGCCAAUCCGGAGGCGAUCAGUUCCAAUAAUGCCCCGGAAGGCAGCCAGUGAAGAGGAGGCGGCCGGGGAGCCGGGCCCUGAGGAGAUGGAGGCUGAGCGGCCGCGGCCGGUGCUGCGCUCGGUGAACUCGCGCGAGCCCUCUCAGGUCAUCUUCUGCAACCGCAGCCCACGCGUCGUGCUGCCCUUGUGGCUCAACUUCGACGGCGAGCCUCAGCCCUACCCGACGCUGCCGCCGGGCACCGGCCGCCGCAUCCACAGCUACCGAGGUCAUCUUUGGCUCUUCAGGGAUGCGGGGACCCAUGAUGGACUUCUGGUUAACCAAACGGAAUUGUUUGUGCCGUCCCUCAAUGUGGAUGGACAGCCUAUUUUUGCCAACAUCACACUGCCAGUGUAUACCCUGAAAGAGCGGUGCCUUCAGGUCGUGCGAAGCCUGGUCAAGCCCGAGAACUACAGGAGGCUGGACAUCGUCAGGUCGCUCUAUGAAGACUUGGAAGACCACCCAAAUGUGCAGAAGGACAUACAGCGGCUGACGCAAGAGCACUUUGAAAAUCAGCCCCUGGGAGAGGAGCCUGAAGGAGUCCAUUGAGAUUAGUGGUCCUGAAUCCAGCUUUGAUGGUUCUGAGUCUUAAUCCACACAUAGGACAGGUCACUUUCUUUCCAUGUAAAAAUGUUUCAUUCUCGGAGUAAAAUACACUCCAUUGUGUAAAAGAAAGUUAACUAAUGUCACUGGGCCUUGUGGUGCUUAAGGAUGAGCGUCACAAAAGGCCACUGAAUCUGCCCUUUCUAGAAGCACUCAUCAGAAGGCGUUUUUUAUUUUGCUUCCUGGUAAGUCGGGAAGUUCUGUGUAAGGAUAUUUGUGUAAGUUCUUCAGCUGGGGUUGCAGUGUGCCCUUUAAUGUGGAAAUGCAGCAGCAAGUGAACAGAGGGCACCUGCCUCCUGCUCUUGGAAGGCUGAGAAGGCCCCAAGGCAGGGAUGGACGUUCUUCGAGGCCCAGUGCCUAAGGUGACAGGAGUCUUCAGUCUGGAAUGUUGGCCGAACAAACCGUCAGGUGCUUGGUGGGAGAGUUUGGAGGGUCUGUCUCUCUGAGAAAAGCCUUAAGUGUACAAGUAAAGGAACAGCUUAGCAUCUUGUGUUUAGAAAGAACUUUUUUCUGAUUUCCCAUGUCUCAGCACUUUGUUGCUACCUUUUUUUUGUUGUUUG
Molecule: messenger RNA, 1320 nt
Organism: Peromyscus leucopus (white-footed mouse)
Lineage: Eukaryota; Metazoa; Chordata; Mammalia; Rodentia; Cricetidae
Gene: Vhl
Product: von Hippel-Lindau tumor suppressor
Exons: 3
Coding region: 149-706 (185 amino acids)
Source: RefSeq, a predicted model, not a curated record